This is a messenger RNA of Populus euphratica (Euphrates poplar), 1771 nucleotides long. RefSeq names its product probable beta-1,4-xylosyltransferase IRX14. Lineage: Eukaryota; Viridiplantae; Streptophyta; Magnoliopsida; Malpighiales; Salicaceae. Gene Ontology annotation, biological process: glucuronoxylan biosynthetic process; plant-type secondary cell wall biogenesis. The transcript has 3 exons. The record is from RefSeq and is a predicted model, not a curated record. Gene Ontology annotation, cellular component: Golgi membrane. Gene Ontology annotation, molecular function: galactosylgalactosylxylosylprotein 3-beta-glucuronosyltransferase activity; xylosyltransferase activity. The annotation marks the transcript as partial.
GUAACGACACCGCUUCACCCUCUCAGCAAAACUUCCGGCAUUUCCAAUCCCCUAACCAACACUGCUAAUGAUCUUCCGGUGAUUAACAAAACGGUGAGUUCGAGAGUUGUUGUCGGGCGGCACGGGAUCCGGAUCCGCCCAUGGCCGCACCCGAACCCCAGUGAAGUAAUAAAGGCGCAUCAGAUAAUAGAGAGAGUUCAAAGAGAGCAGAGUAAUCAAUUCGGUGUGAAGAGUCCUAGGAGUCUGAUCGUAGUCACGCCUACUUACGUGCGGACUUUCCAGACUUUGCAUAUGACUGGUGUCAUGCAUUCUCUGAUGUUGCUCCCCUACGACGUCGUCUGGAUCGUGGUGGAGGCCGGUGGGGUCACCAAUGAAACAGCAUUGAUUAUUGCCAAAUCCGGCGUUAAGACUCUUCAUAUUGGAUUUAAUCAGAAAAUGCCGAAUUCUUGGGAAGGAAGGCACAGAUUGGAGACUAAAAUGCGGCUUCGCGCUUUGAGAGUUGUGAGAGAGGAGAAGAUGGAUGGAAUAGUAAUGUUUGCGGAUGAUAGUAAUAUGCAUAGUAUGGAGCUGUUUGAUGAGAUACAAAAUGUGAAGUGGUUUGGUGCGGUUUCAGUUGGGAUUCUUGUUCAUUCGGGUGGUGCUGAUGAGACGUUAUUAACUGCUGCCGCUGCCGCCAUGGUUGACAAGGAGGCGGAAGGAAAUUUGCCCAAUCCAGUAGUGCCUGUUCAGGGUCCGGCUUGUAAUGCUUCUAACAAAUUGGCUGGUUGGCAUACGUUUAAUUCGUUGCCGUAUGAGGGGAAGAGUGCGGUAUAUAUUGAUGAUAGGGCUACGGUGUUGCCUAGGAAGCUGGAGUGGGCUGGGUUUGUGUUGAAUUCGAGGCUUCUUUGGAAGGAAGCUGAAGAUAAACCAGAAUGGGUUAAGGACAUGGAUUUAGUUGAUGAGAAUAUAGAGAAUCCUUUAGAUCUGCUGAAGGAUCCUUCCAUGGUGGAGCCACUUGGGAGCUGUGGGCGACAAGUUUUGCUCUGGUGGCUCCGUGUUGAGGCUCGUGCUGAUAGCAAAUUCCCUCCAGGGUGGAUAAUUGACCCACCUUUGGAAAUUACUGUGCCAUCGAAGCGAACACCAUGGCCCGAUGCCCCUCCUGAACUGCCUUCCAAUGAAAAGAUAUCAGGUAACCAAGAACAGACUGCUAAGCGUUCUUCAAAGACUCGAUCACCCAGAUCAAAACGCAGUUCAAGAAGUAAGAGAAAGCAUGAAGCAGUGUUGGUGGAGACACAGGUUUCUGCAAGGCAUUCUGAACAAAAUUGAAAUGGUAGCUUGAGCACACAUCAGAGAUACUGCCUUGUGAAUUUGACACUGCUGGCCUUCAGGAUGAAGAUAUUUUAUUGAUAAAGCAAAAGGCACACGAUCUUAAUUACCAGGUGGGUGGCAAGUACAUCUGAAAAGAAAUUCAUUAAAGCCAGGCCAGUUGAAAAUGUUCGUCGGAGCUUGAAUCCACCAUUGUUUUGCUUCUUUUAUUUUUUUCCUUUUCUUUUCUAUAUGUUGGGGUUGAUUUGUUGAUAUUCUAUGGAUAAGGUAUGUCAUCACAGUCUCCUUGCCUCCGCUGCCAAGAAACACCAGGUUCUUGUAUCUGAUAAGCGUCAAAUUUCAUACAUAAUCUUCUAAAUAGGAAUCUAGAGUCUGUUUAGCUGCUGGAUUCAGUAAAAAUGAACCUCAUUGUAAUAAAUUUUUUUCGUUUCUUGCAAGCAUGAUGACGAUGAUUGUGAUGUGCUUC